Messenger RNA from Scleropages formosus (Asian bonytongue), 3017 nucleotides. RefSeq names its product Src like adaptor 2b (gene sla2b). Lineage: Eukaryota; Metazoa; Chordata; Actinopteri; Osteoglossiformes; Osteoglossidae. Gene Ontology annotation, molecular function: protein binding. Bases 488 to 1285 code for a protein of 265 amino acids. The transcript has 8 exons. The record is from RefSeq and is a predicted model, not a curated record.
GUUUACAUUUUUUUGCUUGGAAGACUCUGAGCACUUUGCAUCCUUUAGGGCAUUUUGGCUUAAAGCACCUUUUUGCGAACACUCCUGAUAAACUAUACGUCAGUCUCACCGAACCCCUGAGAAAAACAUCACGUAUCAACGUCAGCAGCAGCAGAGGCCUCACAGGAAACCACUUGAAUAUAGGCUCAUAAAAGCCCCCUGCACAUUUAGCACCCUUUUACUUAGCACAUCACACCUACUGCUUACUUCGAACCCUUGCAAGGAACAGCACAAAGGAGGAAAGCUUUCUAUUGGAGUUUUGCGCACACGCACACACACACGCACACACGCAUCAGCGUGUAAUUGUGCGGGUAUGAGUAAUGAGUCCCUGUCCCAGUGGAGAUCUACACGAGAGUGAGUGAAGAACCUGAGAAGUGGAUCAGCAGCAGAAAGCUAAAAUGCUCACAACAACCCUUUUAGUGCCACUGAAAUAAGAAGGUAGAGCAACAUGGGAAGUCAACCCAGCAAAGGCAGACGAAGGUCCAGUGUAGAACCAUCUGUGAUGAGUCAGGAGGAACCCCCUGAGCCCAUCAUUCUGGACAACAACAGGUAUGUGGUGGUGGCCUUGUACAACUACCCGGCAGGGGAGGACUGCAGCAUCCGAGUGGGAGAGCGACUGAACGUCCUCUCAGAUGAGGGCGAAUGGUGGAGAGUUAGUUCUUCAGCAACAGGGAGGGAGAGCUACAUCCCCAGCAACUAUGUUGCCAAGGUGUUCCACAGGUGGCAGUUUGAGGGCAUCAGCAGGGAGAAAGCAGAGGAGCUGCUGCUGUUGCCCCACAACCAGGCCGGGUCUUUCUUGAUCCGCCAGAGUCAAACUCACCAUGGGACAUACUGUCUGUCUGUGAGGAGGAGCACGACGUCUUCCUGGGGUGCUGUGAAACACUACCGCAUCAAGCAGCUGCAGAACGGCUGGUACUACAUCUCACCUAGCCUCACCUUCUCCUCGUUGGCACAACUAGUGGAGCACUACUGUGAAAUGCCUGAUGGGCUCUGCUGUUUAUUGAAGGAGCCCUGUUUCAUCCAGGGCUCCAACAACGUCCCUGUGGUGACGGGUCCCCUACCUAUAACUGUCAGGAAGCCCACACUCAACUGGAAAGAAGUAGACAGCUCCAUGAUCUUCAGCAAAGACACAGCGAACAAAGAAGAAUCCCUGGUCAGUGAGGGUCUACGGGACGCCAUUACCUCUUACCUUUUUAUGACAGAUCAAGAAAACUGUGAGGACUGCAUGGAAGACUGGAAGACCUGAGGGUGUAGAGGUCCUUGUGUUCCAGGAGAGAACACCAGAAUAAACAGUGGAGAGCAUCAAAGCUUCAGGGGACACUGUGGGAGCAGACAUGCCAUAAGGGUGGAGUGAAGCUCUUUUUCCACCUAUCAUCUAAGUGCCCUGUUAUGAAAUGCAAUGGCCCACUCAAGGCACUCAAGGCAUCUGCCAGAUUCCUUGUAGCUGGGACCUGUUUUGAUUAGUUUUUUAAUCAACAGUUAUCUGUACACACAGAUAAAGGAACUUGGGCCAAGAUGACAGUAGAAGGAGAGUAGCUACCAUGCAGAACUGGAAACUGUGGCAACUUAUCAAGGAAGGCAAUGGCUCUUGAACAUGAAAGUGGAAGGCAGUGACAUUUAUGAAACAUCCCAUUCUUGACAGAAAAACUCACUGUGUCUACAAAACCAAAAAACAUUCCCCUGUGUUCUGCGCACGUUUCCUGCUCCUCCAUGAUAGUCAUCUGUCCGUCACCAGCAGUUCGGUCACUCUCAGGUAUUGCCCAGAGGCUGUGGACUGACCUCCUGGUCAUUAUCUGUGGAAAGAAGAGCAAUGGAAACACUCUCUAUGGACUUUCGAAGAUUACAUAUGUUCACCAAAGUUGUAUCCCAGCCUGGGAUCUUUCAUUAAAUUAUAAAAUGUAGACUCUGAGACUGAAUCAAGUGUUCUGUAUAUCACAAAAAUCCGUGUUUCCACUUAAUUCAGUUGCCUUGAAUUUUCGUGUUGUCUUUAGGUUAUUGUAAGUAUUGGAUACAUUUUUCUAUUACACUUUAUAAUAAUAGGCUAUGUUGCACUUGGAAUAUGAAUUUUAAUCUGUACUACAGUGCACUGUAAGAUGCACUGGAUAAGGGUCACCUGUCAGCAGAUCAAUAAUUAAAUAUUAUCGUCAGUAUCAAGACUUGUACUGGAGGUGGUAGCUAAUGGUAUGUUGUUGGCAACAUGAGGCUAGAGAGUGUGGGCGCGUACAGAACUAUUUAUCCAUCAUACGUACCAGCUUAAGAUGGUUCAUAGCAUGUCAAAAACAUCUCUGAGCUAAAUGUAUACAAUACCCUAAGAAUUCUUGCUAUUAAAAUUGCUGGAUAUCUAACAAUUUAACAUGAGUUAAUCAGCACACUUACAUAUUUGUGCCCUUUUAACUCAUUUUUAGUCUUACUUUAUUUUUUUUUUUUUUUUUGUUAAGGAAUGUCCACCCUUUAUUUCCAGUCAUGUUUCUAUACAGAAAUUAAGGGAAAAGAUCAUCGGAACAUGUCAGUUACAUUUUUUAGCUCAAGAUUACUAAAAUCACAUAAAAUCACUUCAUGUGAUUUUAAACUGUGUGACCCAUUGACUAUGACUUUCCACCAGUGUUAUAACAUGACUGGGAGUGUUAUGAUCAAAUGUUACCUCAGUUGGUUGAUUCUGUCAGCACAAAUUAGCAUGUACCUUCUCAACACAAUUUUGUGACCAGUAGUAUGAAAAGAAAGGAAUCUGCUUAGAAAUUAAAUGCACCCGAGUUGUUCAGGAAUGCAGAUGUACAUCGCACAACCUGAAAUCACAGGAAGGUUCACUCGGAUUCACAGCUAAUAAGACGUAAAUAGCCCCUACGACUGGGAGUGACACAAACCUAUCAUGCUGGGUUUCUCUAAAGGACUAAUGCCUUUCAUAUCAUAGUUCAGUAACUCUCUAGCAUAAUGUCACUGUGCAAAAUGAUGGAAUUAAAAGAAAAAAUACAUAAAAACCA